AAAGAGAAGAGAGGCAAUUGCUCGUUCAGUCCAUGCUGGAUAGGCACAAGGAGAAGGCACAUCUACAAGCUUAGAUCCACUGAGACUACUACUUCCAGACUUUCAGAAUGCAGACACUCUGUGUACUGAUGACCCUUGCCUUUUAUGGGUCAGCGAUGGGCACCUUCCUGCAGAAGCAGCAGACGGAUUUUGGACUGCGGCUGUUCUCAGAAGCUGCUCACUCCCAUCAAGAUGAAAACUUUGCCAUGUCACCCUACGGCAUCUCCUCCGUGAUGGGAAUGGUCCAGCUGGGAGCUUAUGGCAGCACUCUAAAGACACUCAAAGAGCACAUGGGCUAUUCUCUGCAAGAUCGUGGAAUGCCACGACAACAGAGGCUUCUUCACAGAGACCUGUCCAGUGAACACGGAGUGGAGGUGGCUAGUGGCGUCAUGGUGGACAGAAAGCUGAUGUUGGAGAAGCCCUUCCGACGCAGCCUUACAAAAGCAUUUCAGAGUGUCCCUCACCAGGUGGACUUUAGCAAGCCAAAGACUGCCCAGCAGGUCAUCAACGCCUGGACGUCAGACAGAACCGGAGGCAUGAUUCCAAACUUCCUGCCGUCCGGACUUCUGAGUCAGCAGACUCGCUUGGUGCUGUUAAACGCGCUUCACUUUCACGGCCUCUGGAUGACACCCUUCGACCCCAGCCUGACCAUGGAGAUGAUGUUCCAUGGUCCUAAUGGUAGCACACUGCCAGUGCCAAUGAUGAGAACCACCAAUAAAUUUAACUACGGUGAGUUUGUGACGAAGGAAGGUGUUGAUUACGAUGUUAUUGAGGUACCCUAUGAAGGAGACUCAAUGAGCAUGCUCCUGGUGUCUUCAUUCGAAAAGGACAUGCCGCUGUCUGCCCUCAUCAAAGAGCUGAGUGGCAGCAAGGUCCAGGAGUGGAGAAAGAACAUAAAGAAGGUCAACCGCCAGCUGGUGCUGCCCAGGUUUUCCAUUGACACAGAAGUCGAUUUGAAGUCAACACUGAGCAAACUGGGGCUUGGAGACAUCUUCAGCCAGUCCAAGGCAGAUUUCUCACGCAUUACUACUGAAGAACCUCUGUGCGUAUCUGACGUUCUGCAGAGGGUUAAGAUCGAAGUUAAGGAAGAUGGAACCAAAGGCUCUUCUGCAACAGCUGCCAUCAUCUACUCCCGCAUGGCAGUAGAGGAACACAUUAUGGACCGUCCAUUCCUUUUCCUCAUCCAACACAAGCCAACAGGCUCUGUGCUCUUCAUGGGUCAAGUCAAUCAACCUCAAAAACACUAGCGGUUCAGAAUUCAAAGCACACAAAAUUUAAAGACAUUAUACUCACAUUGACAGUCUCUACUGUCAACUAACGUACUACUGAGACCACACAGGACCGGGGACAAGAUAAAGAAGAUCCUAAAGGCAUUGGAACAUGUACUUUGGAACCUCAACCUCAAAGCAAACAAACAUGAAUAUGCCAACACGCCUAUAUUUAAUCAGCAGAAAGUCUCUAUAUCUGAGACUCUUGAGGCUUAUAAUUACUGGAAUUAUGUACAGAUAGAAUGUGUGGUGGAGGAAAUCAUACACUAUUUAAACAUGCAGAUAAAGAUGAAGGAAAGUGCAGCUUAAAACCCAGCAAAUGUCACUGUAAUUUAGGAUUAAGGGCACAUUUUAAUGCCUGUGGAUUUGGAAUGCUUUUAAAAAGCAAGCUGUAAUCCCUGUUAAAUGAAUCUGAAGUUUAAAUGAGAAUCUAUUUUGACCUAUUUAAAGCAAACAGUACAGUGGCAAGAUGAAUGAAUUUUGAUGGACAAUAUUUUUAUAUUCUGCUGUUUAUUUUGCAUAUUAUAUUAAGUGUUAUUUUUCAUGUUUGAAGCUGUAUUUCUAUUUUUUUAUAUUUAUACUGAAUGUUUUAUUUACAUGAAGAUGACCUUUUUGCACUUGAUGUGUAUAUAAUAAACUUAUUUUAUGUUUUAA
Molecule: messenger RNA, 1961 nt
Organism: Astyanax mexicanus (Mexican tetra)
Lineage: Eukaryota; Metazoa; Chordata; Actinopteri; Characiformes; Acestrorhamphidae
Gene: serpine1
Product: serpin peptidase inhibitor, clade E (nexin, plasminogen activator inhibitor type 1), member 1
Exons: 9
Coding region: 108-1286 (392 amino acids)
Biological process (GO): negative regulation of endopeptidase activity; negative regulation of vascular wound healing; negative regulation of plasminogen activation
Molecular function (GO): serine-type endopeptidase inhibitor activity
Source: RefSeq, a predicted model, not a curated record